AUGGGUCCCUUUAGCAACCCUCUGCGGUCGCCGCAUGGGGGUACUGCCUCUACCUCGGCAGCCUCAACAUCAACGUCGCUCAAGUCGUCAUCGUCGCCGGCACUGGGCUCACCGUCACCUUCUUCGUCGACUUCGGCUUUCCAGCACGAGCAGCACCACGCACGGUCUGCAUCGUUCUCGUCGCCUUCGUUGGGGUGGAUCACCGGUAGAUCACCUACCAAAGGGGAGAAACUACCCAGUGAUCAACUGCUCGAGCUUACGAGGUGCGUGGCCAUCAGCUCGGAUCGUGGAGGUCGUGGCCAGUCCGCGCCGGUUCGAGGCCAUUCGGUGAUCUAUCUUGACGAGCUUGAUCACCGAACGCGCCUCAAAGGACUGGCCAUCUCGUACUGACUCCGACUUGAUCUCGGGUCCGGUAAACAGGUUCGCUCACAAGAAAGUCUGGAUAGACGAAAAGAUCAACGUCCGUCCCAUUCGCACCCAUCACCCAUCAUCCCACAUCACAUCCACAUCCGAGCUGACUUUUUCAUUUUCGUCCAUGUCGGAGCGAACAGUUUCUCGCUUCUCUCCCGCCGAUCAAUGUCACGGCUCCUGCACCGCCAGAGCCCUCGACGACGACGGCUGAGCAAUUGGAACAAUGGUGGACCGAACAUGAUCGCAUAGAAGAGCAGGUGCAGCAGUACGAUAUGGGUGAUCUCGCCCAUCUCAAACGACUCGCCAAAGGUCGGUUCUUCUCCGGGCGCUGAGCACGUGGGGAAGUCACUUUCGCAGUGCUGACGGCUACGAAAGCAUCUUUGGGCACGCAGAGGCGAGUCAAAAGGCCAUGUCACCCAAAGACACGGACUUGCUCGAGAUCACCUUGACCACGCUCUUUGCCGUCGACAAGUUGCUCAGUCUGCUCAAGAACCGGAGAAAAGCUUUGACCUUGCUCGAUCAUCGUCUCCAGUUGAGUUCUUCGGUCGUUCUGCUGGCUUGGGGGGAACUUUCACCGACAUCAUUCCAUCACAUUUACCCCACAGAUGGGAAUUCCAAGUCCAGCAAUGUUGGCAGUCGCAUCGAGCGAUCCUCGCGGACGUGCCUUCCUUCCUCUCCAAAUCGCGCUGGACCGUCCCACCGACCUCGGCACCUGCCCUCGUAUCUCCGACUUCACCGACCACCAGCUCGUUCCCGCUCGACCGUCGCUCCUCGAUCUUUCUCCCCUCUUCCCAUCCUUCCUCCUCCUCCCUCAACCGUACCCUCCGAACCGACACCCUCUCCCUCUCCCUAGCCACCUUCAAAUCCCGUCUCUACGAACUCUCGCACCAACUCCUCCCCGAAUCCGCCUCGACACUCGAUCAAUUGAUCGAUAAUACGCCCGAACCUUUACCGGAUGGUUUUCUGGACGAACAGGAUCGGUUGGAGGAUCGGAUCGAAUUGGAGACGCAAGGGUUGGAGAUGUUCUUGAUCGAGAUGAAGGCGCAGUGGGUGGUCGCGGAUUCGAUUUGGGACGGAUUGGGGCUCACGCUUGGGAUGUUGGAGAAGGCGAGGGAAGGCGUACUUGCAGCUGCGGAGGAGGGGGAAAAGAUGGAAGGAGUUGAGGAGCUGUUGAGGAACGCUAGGACGGGGUGGGAAUUGGGGAGGAAUCGAUUCCGCGGCGAACUCAUCAUGCCCAAUCAUCCGACCGUACACGACCAAGCGGACGAGAACAAGAGGUUGUCGCGGACGUUCGAGAGAGCGAUUCGUAAGAUCGAGGCUGAGCUUUUGGAGGUUGAGACAUUGGUGGGGGAACAUAAGCGGGCUGUUGAGGUGCUGAGGAGGGCCGAUGAGAUGGGACAAGAGCUCGAGCGGGUCACGGUCGCGUUGGAUGCCUUCGUGGAGGCUGAAAGGGGUUUGAGUGGGAGACCGGAUUUGGACGAUGCCAGGUGCUUGGAUCUCGAUGCGGCGGGGUUCGAAAGGGUUCAAGAAGGGUUGACGAGCAAGGUCAAGGUCGAUUUGCUGGAUCCGUUGCCGACUUUGGUCCAAACCGCCAAUUCGAUCAUUGUGGAUCUAGGCAAGUUACCGACAAGGUUCACCACGUCGAAAGAGGUUCGUAAGUCGGUGAAGCUGCGCUUGAAUGAGCUCAUGGAGGGUCGGACUCGAGUCGAGAAGGUUUUGCGACUGGCGCAGGAGAGCAAGAAGUGCUUGGAGGCCGCGCAGAACUUGAGCAACGCGACAAAGGAAUGUAUAGCGCUCGUCCAGGGGGUCAAACAGAGGUUCUCGAAGAGAAUAGAAGACGUCAAGUGGCAUCCGUUUCGAUCGUCCCCUUUGUCACCGAGCGAGGACUCUGGCGAGUUGCGUCUAGCACUUACGCAGGUUAACACACAAAUCGCAAAGCUCAUUCCGCAGCCCUUCGAAGUCGCGCGAGAAUGCCUCGCCACGCCUCAUCCGGGGCUGUACCAGCACCUCGCUUCCCUCGUCGACGAAUUGCACGAUCGAUCGGAUGAGCUCAAGAACCUGGAUGCGACGCUGGAGAGCGUGGAAAGCCAAACGGCUGCGGCCGAGGGGAUCGUGCAAGAGUUUAAGGAGGCAGAAGCCGAACUGGAAGACAUUCGAGUGGAGAUCGCUUCGCGGGGGAACGAAACGAACGUCGAAGAACUUGCUCAAUUGGAAUAUCGACUGGGCUCAGAAAUCGAUCGAAUCGAGCAGCGUAUCGUAACCACUUCGGAUGGGAUCCACGAACGAGUCACCUUCUUGUCGACCCGGUAUGAAGCGAAGAAAUUAGCAGAACAAGACUCACUCGUGCGGCAGGGGUUGAACGAAGCGGUCCUGCGGAGUCGGGCGGCUGUGGUGGAGGUACGGGGGAGGCUGGAGGUGCUAGGGCAUCGACGUGAAGGCUUGAUAUGGGAUGGGCAGCAUGGGAAGGCUGCGGGGGAUUUGGCUGCUUUGCGAGUUCGGCUCGAUCAAGCGCAACGGGACUUCAGUGCAAGAAGCACUGAUGACCCAGGUGGGUGUGCAAAUCGCCCUCGUAAUGAUUGGGAUAUUUAGCUGAUCACGCACCUUUUGACGGUACUCAGAUACCUUGGAUCAACACACUAAACGUAUUGCCGACCUCAAAUCACAUCAUCAGUUGCUCCGUCCCGUACUCGAUGAUCUCACGUUCUCGCAUUCGGCCCUCAGUUCGACCAGGCACGCCGAAGCACGAUAUCCUCAACUUGAACGGACCAAAGCGCACCACGACAUCAUUGGCAGCUCCAUCACCGAAUUUGAGCGCUCGAUUGAACAAGCUGGGGUCGCGUACGAAGUUCGACAAGCGGCUGAAUCACAAGCUGCCCUUGAAGCCUCGGCAGCGGCUAUGGCGGCGCGUCGGGUGCAACUUCUUGCUGAGGCGGUGAGCUUGAAGUCUGAGGCAACGGCGCUCGUUGAGGAUGCUACAAAGGUGACGGCGAAAACAGAGGAAAGGGAAACGACGACGAAGGAGCAGCGUACGAUGUUGCUCGCGUCGCAGGACUUGUCACUCGAGUCGGAUGUCGAUCCGAGUUUCGUAGAAGAGUCGGAGCAGCAAUUGGUCGAACUGCAAGCACGCCUGGCCGAGCUCGAGGGACGAAAAACUGCGCUACACACACAACUUGAUCAAGAGUCGGGAGACGAAAGUGAUGAUCUGGUGGCAACUCGAUUUUUUCUGUCCGAAUGCGAUACUCAGGUGGACUGUUCGAGUACAUUGCUCGAUACGCUGCAACAUCACGUCGAAACGAGUCGGCUGCGACAAGGCGAUUGGAUUGCAGCUCGACAAGCUCGUGUCGAGGCUAGACAGCGAUAUUCUAGCCUCCAAAAAAGGAUUGAGGAUGUUCUCGCUGGAAUGAGCCGAGAUGAACAAGAGGUCGAACAGUCAUCGACGGCAAGGAGGCUCGCUUUGGAUAAGGUCGUCGAACAAAGGGCCAACUUGUCCCAGGCUCGGCACGACCUCCUUUCUUCGUCUGACUUCAACAACUCGAUCCCUAGCCCGGCUAUGGAUGUAGCGGGUGAGAAAAUUCAUCUUGAACAAGAUCUUAUUCGACUGGAACAGCUCCGACAACGCGCUGAGGCCAGAAUACGAGCGCGCCAGGCCAUCGUCGAGGAUUUGCACACGUUGUCGAGUGACGGUGAGGAGGGAGUCGAGCCGCUUGUGUCGCUAACGGAACGGUCGCAAGCCCUCGAUAAGCGAUUGGAGGACCACUCGGCGUCGUUGGCCGAAUUUACGACUGUCUUGAGAGGCAUUGCAUCGGACGAGCAAGACUGGUCAGAACGACGUACGGCUUUGCAUGAGGAGCAAAGAAGACGGAAAGAAGAGGACCAACGUCUGGAUCGGGAGGCACGGACGAAGGAGCGCUCGACUGAGAUCGUCAAGAUGGAGCAAAUACUCGAGCAAGUGGAACAGAAGCUGCGAGAGCAGCAAUACGCGAUUGCUGAAUAUAAUGUGAGUUGAGUGCGAGGUUCUUGACGGGAUUUAUUUUGCGUGUGUUGAUCAUUCGAAAACAAUCACAGGCACUCCUUGAGGUUCCAGCGCUGGACGCUUCACCACGAGACCUGGCCAAGGCAGUCGAGGAUCUCCAACGAGCGGAUGUCUUCGACCUUACCAAGAACGAUCUGGCCACAAUCGAGGAUCGUCGCACGGCAUUGCUACUCGCAGCACGGGAACACGAGGAGGAGAAAGCAGUGACCACACAACUCGAGCCCCUCGACGAUCGUGUUCUUUUGACACAUUCAAUGCUCGAGUCGGUCCGUUUGGGGUGGAAAGCUUGCUUGGAAGCGUUGAGCUCGCGCUUGUUCGAGGUUGAAAGGGUGCAGGAGAACGCACGAUCGGGGACGACGACCUCCACGACACGUUCGCCCUCCGUCGCGCAACUUCGUGAAGACGGCUUGCCUCGGGUUAGAGAGGAGCACGCCGAGACCAGCGAUGCGGCGUCGCAUGGAACGCUUCCUGGAUCAAGUGGUCGAAAUCUCUUUGGAGCGCCUCAGCAUGUCGUUGACGUCUUUGGAACCAAGUCUUCGGCGCCGCCUUACGAAUUCGAUACCACGCCUGAGGAGUCAUUCGAGGUCAUCUCGCUUCGAGAGCAGCUCGACGCAAUUGCUGUCGACGUUUGGUUGGACUCGAAGGCCGCUCAGCGACUCCCAACAGCGGAAGAAGUUGUUCAGAUCAAAGUGCAGGUCUCACGAGUCGACGCGGACCUUCAUGCGUUUGAGAGCGAUACGAGUGGUGCGGGUGUGUGGGCCGAUCUCGACCCAUUGAAAGAACAGCUCAAGCGCAAGACAAACAGUCUCGGCCAGGUCGAGAAGCUCGGUCACUUCAGUAAUCUCGUUGUGCAGGCGGAUAAGACGCUCAGCAAGCUACUCAUCGUUAUCGACUCGGUUACGAUGGAAUCCGCCGACUUGGACGACGCGAGCUCGACGUCUUCCCUGGCUAGUGAUGGCGAUUCUCUGGCGACGGCGACAGAGUACCCCGUUCCCGAGGCGCUGAGGCUGGCUGGUGAAGCUGUCACGCUCGUGCGCAAGAGCGCAAUCCCCUUUAUCGACGACGAUCGCGUGACCAAGAACGUCGAACGGAUUGAAGAGACGUACGGCGAGAUGUCGUCGAUGGCGAUGGACCUCGUGCCACGAUCGCCCUCGCUGCCGAGCAGCAGUGGAGACGGCAUGUCGGACGCUGGAACCGAGCAUGCGGCGCACGUUGCCAAGGCCCUCUCCAACAGCACUCGAUCCGCGUCGUCCUUGAGCUACGUCUCUUCUUCGGCUUCCGAUUCGUCGAGUCGAGCUUCUUCGGCACAGUCGAAUGCCUCCACCACGAGAACCCCCACGCGACCCCUGCGGCUUCCCUUCAUGGGAGACCCCGAAGCGACCCCUCGUCGCCGCCCUUUCUUGCCCAGCAUCGAUGCUUCUCCUGCUUCUGCCAAGUCGGGUGUUCCUCCUGUACCCUCGUUUGGCUCCUCCGUCAAGGCUCGGGCUACCCAUCGAUCCGUCUCUUACAACCCUCCCUCUACGACGAAGCCGGUAUCGACAUCGCGCCGAUCCAAUCGGCACGCCUCGAACUCGAAUACGUUCGACAGCCAUAGUAUGCCUCUUUCCUUGGAUGCUCCCCGCGGCAGCACCAGCUCCCGCUCUGCGCCUCGAAUGUCGCCGCGUCGUACCUCCAAGUCCUCCGCCCGGCCUCCACCACGAGCGCUGUUCGAUCAGGCGUCGACGUCGAAGAGCAAGCGCAAGUACCGUGCCAAUCCAUCACGACAAGUUGAUGUCGAGGUCGGCCGAAUCGUCAACGAGCUUGAUGUAAGUCGAGUCGAAAGCCCGUGCCUGACAGGAUUUGUCGUACUCACGUUGACUCGGUUCCUGCAGAUUGAUGUACCGAUUCAAGCUGCCGAAGACGCCCAGGGCUCGGACAGUGGACUGUACUGGAUCGGAGAUAGUGACACGGGUCGGUACUUCUACUGCCGCAUCUUGCGCUCCAAGACGGUCAUGGUUCGCGUUGGUGGGGGGUGGGAGAAUCUUCACCAGUGAGUCCUAUUUUUUUUACCGGCGUCGCCGAUUGCUCUGAUUUGCUGACGAUCGUCUCUGUAUUUCUCGUCUUAGUUUCAUCGUGACUCGGUUCAAUUCCAACAGCGUGGUCAAUCUGUCUCCUCAACUGUCGCCCACUUCAGCUCGACAGCGGAGCCCAGAGCCGAAGUGGAUCACGGGUGGCGGCAGCGAGCGCGAGUCCGGCAGUCUCGCCGGUCGCACAAACCUCACACCUUCCCGACUGGGGUCGAGUCGGCGCGUCUCGGAGCAACACCUCUCACCUCGCCUGUCGAACAGCUCGAAGCUUGCUUCAUCGCGAUCGUCGUUGUUGUCCGUGUCGGCUUCUUCAUUUACCGACUCGCUCGCGCUCGGAGUGGCGACGGGAUCUUCGUCGAGAUCGCGUCGGAGCUCGGUUUCGCAUCAUUUUGCUGGCGGAUCCGAGUCGCGUGCUUUUCUCGCGGCUGGCUCCCCCAAUAUAAGUGGUCUUGUGCAUGGGAGUCGUCCGACCAGUCGGAACACAAUGUCUUUGAGUACGAGCGGGAGCAGUGGUACGCCAACCGUCAAAUCGCCAUGGCGGCCUUGA
This is a messenger RNA of Microbotryum saponariae, 7057 nucleotides long. The record is from the annotation of a GenBank genome assembly. Lineage: Eukaryota; Fungi; Basidiomycota; Microbotryomycetes; Microbotryales; Microbotryaceae.